AAUUGGGUUGGCGGCGGCAGAUGAAGAGGCUGAAGAGCUAUUACAUGCACCUGCGGCACCCGCAGACGAUGGAGCGGCGGUGGAUCUUCCCCCUCGCCAUCGGGUCGAUCGUCUCCCUCUUCUUGCUCUUCCUCACCACGCUGACCUCGCCGGAGGGGGUCCCGCUGUUCCCCUUCUACCGGUCCUCCUCCGCGUCGAGCUCCCCCUUCGUCGAAUCCAAGCUCCACCCGCUCCCCGUCUCCGCCGUCCCGCCGCCGCCCCGCUUCGCGUACUUGAUCUCCGGCUCGACCGGGGACGGGUCGAUGCUGAGGCGGACGCUGAUGGCCCUGUACCACCCGCGAAACCAGUACGUCGUCCACUUGGACCUCGAGUGCAAGCCGGAGGAGAGGUUGGAUCUGCAGCGUUUCGUGGAGGCGCACCCCAUAUUUGUGAAAUUUAAGAACGUGAGGAUGAUCACCAAGGCCAAUCUCGUCACCUACAGAGGGCCGACGAUGGUGGCUAACACACUCCAUGCUGCUGCUAUCUUGUUGAGGAAGGGGGAUUGGGAUUGGUUCAUCAAUCUCAGUGCUUCGGAUUACCCACUCGUCUCUCAAGAUGAUCUGCUGCAUACGUUUUCGUACCUGCCGAGAGAUCUUAACUUCAUUGAUCACACUAGCAACAUUGGAUGGAAAGAGUUCCAAAGGGCGAAGCCAAUUAUUAUAGAUCCGGGUUUGUACAUGACGAAGAAAGCUGAUGUUUUCUGGGUUACGCAGAGGAGAAGUGUGCCGACGGCCUUUAAGCUCUUUACAGGGUCUGCUUGGAUGGCUCUGACCCGACCCUUCAUUGAUUACUGCAUAUGGGGAUGGGACAACCUACCUCGUACUGUUCUCAUGUACUAUGCCAACUUCAUAUCGUCUCCAGAAGGCUAUUUUCACACUGUGAUCUGCAAUGCGCAAGAGUUCCGUAACACCACUGUGAACAGCGAUCUCCACUUCAUAUCGUGGGACAAUCCUCCAAAGCAGCAUCCCCAUUAUCUCAACCAUUUGGAUAUGCAGAGGAUGAUCAAUAGCAAUGCUCCUUUUGCCAGGAAGUUCCCCCGGAAUGAUCCAGUGCUCGAUAAGAUCGAUUCCGAGCUGUUGUCUCGCGGGCCUGACAUGCUCGUUCCCGGUGGUUGGUGCAUUGGGAGCAGGGAGAAUGGGAGUGAUCCAUGCUCUGUUGCUGGUGAGCCCACGGUUCUCCGGCCAACCUCAGGAGCAAAGAGGAUUGAGAAGCUGAUCAGCACUCUGUUAUCAAAUGAGAAAUUUCGACCUAGACAGUGCAAGUAGCAAGAAAUGACAACUUAUGCAGUGAUCAUUCAAAUUGGGCUUAAGACGAUUCAAAAGGGAACAAAAUUCAGAAGGUCAGGAACAGGUGAUUGAUUAUAUUUCAUUGGCGGGUGGAAGCUUUGGAUUACAAGGUAUAUGCGGUGGGUAUUACAGAUAUAAAUUCAGUUGUUGGUUAGGAUGCAUGGGAUUUACUUCGCAAUGCUUCUGCUGGAAACUCAACAGACUAACCGUCUUUCGACCAUGUAGCCCAUUUUACCAUUUUGCUUCUCGUUUUGAAAUUGCAUUUACUGCGAUCUGUUUCCCCAUUCUGAAUUGAAGCUUAUUUGUGGGCUGAUGGUGUAUGAAACAUUCGUGGACGAGAAUAUCAAAGAGUUGAAAUUGAUAUCAUUUAUGUACAACUUUGUUC
Eucalyptus grandis is the source of this 1710-nucleotide messenger RNA. Its product is annotated as beta-glucuronosyltransferase GlcAT14B-like. Gene Ontology annotation, molecular function: glucuronosyltransferase activity. Gene Ontology annotation, cellular component: membrane. The record is from RefSeq and is a predicted model, not a curated record. NCBI's taxonomy places the organism in Eukaryota, Viridiplantae, Streptophyta, Magnoliopsida, Myrtales, Myrtaceae.